Messenger RNA from Cynocephalus volans (Philippine flying lemur), 2949 nucleotides. It is a transcript of the gene ELMOD3, whose product is annotated as ELMO domain containing 3. The transcript has 13 exons. The record is from RefSeq and is a predicted model, not a curated record. The coding region runs from base 453 to 1601 and encodes 382 amino acids. NCBI's taxonomy places the organism in Eukaryota, Metazoa, Chordata, Mammalia, Dermoptera, Cynocephalidae.
GUGCUCAUGCGCGGGCGCAUCCCACCGGGGCUACGGGACCCCGUCUGGAAAACCCUGGUCAUGCUGAAAGUGACUGUUCCUGUUGAAGCCUUGAGCAGUGAUCCAGCAGGUGUGUAAAGCUGGUCGUGCUUCUGUGCUCCUUGGUUCAUUUCAUAGGCAGGAACAGAGGAGCCUUCCUGAGAUUGCUGUUACCAUACCUGCCUGUCACCCUGCUAAGAGCUGAGGCUUUAAAGACCUCAGGGACUGCUUUCAGUACUCACAGAAACCUCUUACACCCUGGUGAUGGCAUGGAGGGACUGUUUUCUUACUCUUCAUCUGAAAGACUGUCAAGAAGGAAGGCAAAGAUAGAGCAAUUGGAUCUCUGACUCUCCUUGUAGCCUCUGAUCUCAGACCUUAUUAAACCCCUUUCUGAGCCCAAGGACAAAGAUCAGUUGAACAAAUGAUUUUGAGUCAUGAAUGAAAAAUCUUGCUCUUUCCAUAAUGAGAAGGAAUUAAGAGAUGGACAGGGUGAAAGAGUGUCUGCUGGGUACUCUCCAUCACAUGACAAGGACAACAGUGCUCUUGUGGCUUUCAAAGGAAUUCCUAUCUCAGAGCUGAAGAACCGUGGCAUUCUCCAGGCCCUGACAAUAGAAGCUAACGAAUGGGAGCCAGCUGUUGUGAGUACAGAGGUGCUCAGAGCCCAAGAAGAAUGGGACGCUGUGGACACCAUCCAUCCAGAGACAGGGAUCCAGGCUGGGUCAGACCAGCCUGUGCAGCUAAUUUCCUUCAGUGAGGCCCUGCAGCAUUUCCAGACUGUGGAUCUCUCUUCCUUCAAGAAAAGAAUCCAGCCAACUAUUCGAAGGACUGGGCUUGCUGCCCUCCGGCACUACCUCUUCGGGCCUCCAAAGCUCCACCAGGGCCUUCGGGAGGAAAGGGACUUGGUCCUGACCAUUGCUCAGUGUGGCCUGGAUAGCCAAGACCCAGUGCAUGGCCGAGUCCUCCAGACCAUCUACAAGAAGCUGACCGGCUCCAAGUUUGACUGCGCCCUCCACGGAGACCACUGGGAGGAUCUGGGCUUUCAGGGAGCGAAUCCAGGCACAGACCUGAGAGGCGCGGGUUUCCUUGCCCUCCUACACCUGCUGUACCUGGUGAUGGACUCAAAGACCUUGCUGAUGGCGCAGGAGAUUUUUCGCCUGUCUCGUCACCAUAUCCAGCAGUUCCCUUUCUGUUUGAUGUCCGUGAACAUCACCCACAUUGCCAUCCAGGCCUUGAGGGAGGAAUGUCUCUCCAGGGAGUGUAAUCGGCAGCAAAGGGUCAUCCCGGUGGUAAACAGCUUCUACGCCGCCACUUUCCUCCACCUCGCACGUGUCUGGAGGACACAGCAGAAGACCAUCUCAGACUCCAGCUUUGUCCUCAAAGACUUGGAAGUGUUGGCCAAGAAGAGCCCAAAGCGGCUGCUCAAGACCCUGGAGAUCUACUUGGCUGGGGUAUCAAAGGGACAGGCCUCCUUGCCAGGACCACAACAGUGCCUUGGGCCCCAAGCCCUGCACUCCGAGGAUCUCACCUUCACGGGCCUGUGUGACCUGCAGCCUCACUCAUCCGAAGGCUCAUGGCUGAUCUGACUGGCUCCAGAGACAGCCUGAUAGAAAGACUUGAGUCUGGGUCGCAGGGGCUCUCAGAAGGUGCAUGGCAGGCCAGGUCAGGAGCAGCCUGGCUGGGCCAAGCCCUUGCCACCUCAACUCCCGGGCCUGGUUGUAGAAAUCCAAGUACCCUCACUGGCAUGAGACAUUAGGGGCGGCUAGACUUGACCCCGCAGGACGGCACUCCCUGCAGACCUGCCUCCAGAGCAGGGAGAAUUUUGCCUUAAUCUCAGUUGGGCUCCAGUCUACAGGGUUGGGUUCCAGGUUAUCUCAAUGAGAGUGUAUGGAUUAGGAGAUGGCACACCUCCAUCUAGAUAUCCUGCAUAUCCCCACAUGGAGGGAGGUUCCUAAGUAGAGGCAGCCAGAAUUCUGACCCCCUGGCAGGAGGGUUUUCAGGACCAGGGCGUCUGUGUGGUUAGGAUUUGGGGUUUUUUAAUUUUUAUUUUUAUUUUCAUGUGUUUAUUAAUAUAUUCCAAAGAAAUUUAUUUAGUAAUUUUAAAGUUGUCAACAAAAAUAGUAAUAUAAUUUUUGUAUACCUUCUAUCUGUCAGACAGUGUGCUAGAUCCGUUACAUGUCAUUUAAUCCUUCAAACAUCUUUUUCAUUCAAUAUUUAUCCUACAGUGCUUAUAAAGUGCUUACUCUAUGCCAGGCACUGUGUAAGCACUGGAGAUACAGUGGUGAUCACCACUAUGAUACACAGUAGCCAUUAACAUCCCCAUUUAAAAUGAGGCAAUUGAGAUUGUAGGAUUUGAUUCUACAUAGCCUAGCUUCAAAGCUACUCUUCCUAAUACAGCCCAAUCAAAAAGAGUUAGCUUAGCCCCAAGUCUUACCAUCACCACCACCAACAACAAAAAUACAAAAUUCCGAACCCUUGGGCCAGCCCGUGGCUCACUUGGGAGAGCGUGGUGCUGACAACGCCAAGGCCUCAGGUUCAGAUCCUAUAUAGGGAUGGCUGGUUAGCUCACUUGGGAGAGCGUGGUGCUGACAACACCAAGUCAAGGGUUAAGUUCCCCUUACUGGUCAUUUUUUUAAAAAACAAAAAAAAAUUCUAAAUCCUUUAAGUUAAAAUGGAGAAAAUAUCAAAGAAAGAACAAUAACUCAUUUAAAUGUAGUAUAAAAUACAAACAAAAAAUUGUAUAUAGCCUUUAUAAUUCGCAAUAUCACCUACGUUAAUCCUCACACAAUCCUAUGAUAUCAGUGCUAGUAUUCUCAUUUUGUAGAUGAGAACACUGGCUCAGGACAACAACAUAGGGUGGCAAUAUAUAUAUUUUUUUAGAUUAAAGGAAAUUAAAUAGAUAUAACAACUAAAUACAAUGUAUGAACCUUGAUU